AAAUAUUUUUAUUUUCCAGCGCUAAAUAAUAUAUGAAUAUGCGUUAGCAUUCUUUAUAGUUUGUGAUAUAAAUAUUUUACAAGUUUAAUAAUGUCAGCAAUAAGCCGAAAGCAGAAUAAUCUCAAAAAAAUCAAAUCUUUGUGUUACCUUGCUUUGGGUGGUUCUCUAUCAUAUCAAUACAUCUACUACAAGAAAGAUUUUAAAGGUUAUUAUGCAAACAUCCUGCAACCAUUAAGUCAAUUAUUGAACCCAGAAUGGGCACAUAAUAUUGGUAUUUUCGCUAUAAAAAAUGGAAUAUUUCCUGCCUCGAAUUAUAACGAUCCUAAAGUUUUAAGAACAAAACUUAUGAAUUAUGAACUUGAUAAUCCACUGGGUGUAGCAGCAGGGUUUGAUAAACAGGGUGAUGCUGUUUUGGGUUUAAGAAACAUGGGAUUUUCUAUGAUUGAAGUCGGAUCUAUUACACCCGAACCCCAGCCUGGAAAUCCAAAACCAAGAGUAUUUAGACUGCCGGAAGACAAUGCAGUUAUAAACAGAUAUGGUUUUAAUAGUGAUGGUCACCAAGAGGUACACAGAAAAAUGGAGAGUUUAGAUAAAGCACUGCUUCAAAAUGGUCUACUAGGAAUUAAUCUUGGCAAAAACAAAACCUCCAAUGAUGCUGUUGCUGAUUAUACUCAGGGAAUAAAAAAAUUUAUUGAUGUAGCAGAUUAUUUUGUCAUAAACAUUAGCAGCCCAAACACUCCAGGAUUGAGGUCAUUGCAGAGCAAAGAUGAAUUAAAGCAGCUUUUAAAACCUGUCAAUGAGACAUUAUCUGUAUUGAGCAAAGAAAGAAAUAGGAACCCACCUCUUCUAUUAAAACUUGCACCUGACCUAACCAUUGAGGAGAUUAAAGAUAUUGUUUCAGUCAUCACAAGCAAAGGGACAAAAGUAGACGGAUUAAUUAUUUCUAAUACAACAAUUGAUAGGCCUUCCUUACAAAACCAGGUGUUAUCCGGUGAAACGGGUGGCCUUAGCGGAAAGCCUUUGACACAAAAAUCUACUGAAAUGAUUAAAACAGUUUAUAGCCUUACAAAAGGUAAAAUUCCUAUUAUUGGCGUGGGUGGCAUAUUCACAGGGCAGGAUGCCUAUGAGAAAAUUUUAGCAGGAGCGAGUGCUGUGCAAAUAUACACAGCUUUGAUUUACCAUGGGCCUCCUGUUGUAGAGAAAAUAAAAGCAGAGUUAGCAGAGUUACUCAUACGGGAUGGGUACAAAAGUGUUAGUGAAGCUGUUGGUAAAGCCAAAUGAUUGCAAAGAAAAAACCAGCGAAAUAGUCAUUGGAUAAAGCACAUAGUUAAUAUAGUUUAUGGCAUUUC
Molecule: messenger RNA, 1349 nt
Organism: Aricia agestis (brown argus)
Lineage: Eukaryota; Metazoa; Arthropoda; Insecta; Lepidoptera; Lycaenidae
Gene: Dhod
Product: dihydroorotate dehydrogenase (quinone), mitochondrial
Exons: 5
Coding region: 91-1281 (396 amino acids)
Biological process (GO): 'de novo' pyrimidine nucleobase biosynthetic process; pyrimidine ribonucleotide biosynthetic process
Cellular component (GO): cytoplasm; mitochondrial inner membrane
Molecular function (GO): dihydroorotate dehydrogenase activity
Source: RefSeq, a predicted model, not a curated record